AUGGGUGACUGGAGUGCCUUGGGCAAACUCCUGGACAAGGUGCAGGCCUAUUCCACGGCUGGAGGGAAGGUGUGGCUCUCAGUCCUGUUCAUUUUUCGAAUCCUGCUGCUGGGGACCGCUGUUGAGUCUGCCUGGGGCGACGAGCAGUCUGCGUUUCGCUGUAACACCCAGCAACCGGGUUGUGAGAACGUCUGCUAUGACAAGUCCUUCCCAAUCUCCCACGUCCGCUUCUGGGUCCUGCAGAUCAUCUUUGUGUCUGUCCCCACGCUCUUGUACCUGGCUCACGUGUUCUACGUGAUGCGUAAAGAGGAGAAGCUGAACAAGAAGGAGGAGGAGCUUAAAGUCGCCCAAACGGAUGGAGUCAAUGUCGAGAUGCACUUGAAGCAAAUUGAGAUAAAGAAGUUUAAAUAUGGCAUCGAGGAGCACGGCAAGGUGAAGAUGCGAGGGGGCUUGCUGCGGACCUACAUCAUCAGCAUCCUCUUCAAGUCCAUCUUCGAGGUGGCCUUCUUGCUGAUCCAGUGGUACAUUUAUGGCUUCAGCCUGAGCGCUGUGUACACUUGCAAAAGAGAUCCCUGCCCACACCAAGUGGAUUGCUUCCUCUCCCGCCCCACGGAGAAGACCAUCUUCAUCAUUUUCAUGUUGGUGGUGUCCUUGGUGUCUCUUGCCUUGAACAUCAUUGAACUCUUCUAUGUCUUCUUUAAGGGUGUUAAGGAUCGCGUGAAGGGUAAAAGUGACCCUUACCACGCUACCACUGGUCCCCUGAGUCCCUCCAAAGACUGCGGCUCUCCCAAAUACGCUUAUUUCAACGGCUGCUCCUCACCAACCGCUCCCCUCUCGCCCAUGUCUCCACCUGGGUACAAGCUGGUUACUGGGGACAGAAACAAUUCCUCUUGCCGCAACUACAACAAGCAAGCGAGUGAGCAAAACUGGGCUAAUUACAGUGCAGAGCAGAAUCGAAUGGGGCAGGCAGGAAGCACCAUCUCCAACUCCCACGCGCAACCUUUUGAUUUCCCCGAUGAGCAUGAGAAUUCCAAGAAAUUAGCUGCUGGCCACGAACUCCAGCCACUCGCCAUUGUGGACCAGCGGCCGUCCAGCAGAGCCAGCAGCCGCGCCAGCAGCAGACCUCGGCCUGAUGACUUGGAAAUUUAG
Messenger RNA from Elephantulus edwardii (Cape elephant shrew), 1149 nucleotides. Its product is annotated as gap junction alpha-1 protein-like. Lineage: Eukaryota; Metazoa; Chordata; Mammalia; Macroscelidea; Macroscelididae. The transcript has a single exon. Bases 1 to 1149 code for a protein of 382 amino acids. Gene Ontology annotation, biological process: cell-cell signaling; heart development. Gene Ontology annotation, molecular function: transmembrane transporter activity. Gene Ontology annotation, cellular component: connexin complex. The record is from RefSeq and is a predicted model, not a curated record.